AAGGAUCCAAUCCUCUGAGACUCUGGGGGUGGAAAAUGUGUUUACUAAUAAGCCCGUAGGUAAUUUAUACGUAACAAGCUUUGAGUGAAGAAUAUUAACAAAGCAAAAAAUGUUUGCAAAAUUAAAAAGGAACCGCCGAUGUGAAAAUACUUUUUUCCUUAGCUAUUAAUCAGUUACCCAUCAGGUAAUGUUGCUAUCCUCAUUAGCUAUGUAAAAGAAUUUCAGUUCACAUACAUCGUUCUACAGGACAACCUAUCAUACGAAAUGCAGGCCUGUUUUGCAAAUCAGGGCUUUGCAGUAUGCUACCACCGUAACGGGAAGAUCUGGUUGAAUCUAGACCUCUGCCUUGGCUCGUACUUUGACCGGAAGGGAGUUAGGAAGAAACACUGGAAUUGGUGGGACAAGACCAGCCACAUCCAUGCACCUCCUUUCCAACCCAUCUACAUUCAAUUGAAUCUUUACAUCCAGCUGAAAGAUCCAGACCUCCUGAAGUUUCUUCAGAGACCUGCAUCCUCGGGACAGCUAGUUGGCUCCGAGAUUCUACUGAUAAGAAGGCUCUUAGCCAGCAUGCAGAAUCUACUGAAAGAGCUGUGUCUCAUUCCACCUGAAGAAACCAAAUACUUCUAUUUCCUCGUGUCAGACAUGUAUGACCAUGUACAUCGCCGACAGAAAAUGAGAAUGCGAUCUAUACAAAAAUGACUGCAUACCUGUUAUUUAGGGACAGCUGCUGAGCUACUUUCCAUGUUAAAACAAGUAAACUUGACUUCAGUCAUUGUAAGUUUA
Messenger RNA from Podarcis raffonei (Aeolian wall lizard), 783 nucleotides. It is a transcript of the gene ERICH6B, whose product is annotated as glutamate rich 6B. The transcript has 3 exons. NCBI's taxonomy places the organism in Eukaryota, Metazoa, Chordata, Lepidosauria, Squamata, Lacertidae. The record is from RefSeq and is a predicted model, not a curated record. The coding region runs from base 265 to 699 and encodes 144 amino acids.